CCCGGCCCCGCGACCCCCAGCCCGGCGACCACUCUUGCGGCCCCCGAGGAACCCUCCGAGGCGCAACAUGUGGACCAAGAUGAUGCUCUGGACCGCCGUCGUCGCGCUCCUCCCACGACCAACCCCGGUGACCGCCUCCGGGGUGUUCGAGCUCCGGCUCAAGUCCUUCGUCAACGAGUACGGGAAGGACAGCCUGGGGAAGUGCUGCUCGGGCACCACCUCCAGGACCGGCGAGUGCUCCGGAGUCUGCCGGACGAGGUUCAGGGUGUGCCUGAAACAGUACCAGGCGAAGAUCGACACGACCACCCCGUGCACCUACGGAGACGUCGUCACGCCGGUCCUCGGCGAGAACGUCGUCAACCUCAGCUCGACGGUCGCCCUGCCCAGCUUCAGCAACCCCAUCAGCUUCCCCUUCGACUUCACGUGGCCGGGCACCUUCUCGCUGAUCGUCGAGGCGUACCACGACGCGAACGACACGACGCACCACUCUCCGGAGAAGGUCCUUAUCACCAGACUGACGACCCAGCGGUGGCUGGACGUGGGGCCCACGUGGGUAGAGGACGAGCACCGUAGCGCCCAUUCGCUUAUGGUGUACGAGUACAGGGUGACGUGCGUCGCCCAUUACUAUGGAAAGGGAUGCGAGAACCUCUGCAGGCCUCGAGACGACGGGUUCGGACACUACAGCUGCAGCCCCACCGGCGAGAGGGUCUGCCUGUCCGGGUGGAAGGACGACUACUGUGCCACUCCUCGCUGCCUGCCCGGAUGCGACGAGCAGCACGGACACUGCAGUCGGCCCAACGAAUGCCUGUGCCACAACGGCUGGACGGGGGCCUUCUGCGACCAGUGCGUGCGGUACCCCGGGUGCCUCCACGGUAGCUGCCAGAAGCCCUGGGAGUGCCUCUGCGACGAGGGCUGGGGCGGCCUCUUCUGCAACCAGGACCUCAACUACUGCACGAACCACAAGCCCUGCCUGAACGGCGGCACCUGCUUCAACACCGGCCAGGGCUCGUACACCUGCUCCUGCGCGCCCGGCUUCACCGGCGCCGAGUGCCAGACCCCGCUCGUCGACUGCCACUCCAGGCCCUGCCUGAACGGCGGCGCCUGCGCCCCGGAGUCGCGUCGCCACGCCAACGCCACCGCCGUCGCCGCCGCCGGCUACCGGUGCACCUGCCCGCCCGGGUGGCGCGGCCGCCACUGCGAGGUCAGCACCAGGUCCUGCCGCGACUCCCCCUGCCGCCGGGGCGCGACCUGCGAGGACGACGCCCUGAAGGGGUACGCCUGCCGCUGCCCUCCCGGGUACUCCGGCCCCGACUGCGAGACCCGGGUCGACGACUGCGCGCCCAACCCCUGCGCCAACGGCGGCACCUGCUCGACCAGGCCCGACGGAUUCCGCUGCACCUGCCCCGCCGGCUUCACCGGCGAGCGGUGCGACGUCGACGUCGACGACUGCCGCAGCGAUCCCUGCCUGAACGGCGCGACCUGCGUCGACCUGGUCGACCGGUUCCGCUGCCAGUGCGUCCCCGGCUUCGUCGGCGCCCUGUGCCAGGACAAGGUCGACUACUGCCUCGCCAAGCCCUGCGCCAACGGCGGCAGGUGCACCUCCGGGACCAACGACUACGAGUGCGAGUGCCGGCCCGGGUUCACCGGCAAGGACUGCAGCGUCGACGUCGACGAGUGCCGUAGCGCGCCCUGCCGGAACGGCGGCACCUGUCGGAACCGCGUCAACGGGUUCACCUGCGAGUGCCCGCGCAGCUGGCGCGGCGAGAUCUGCGCCGAGGAGGCCCGCGGCCCGGUCGCCGCGGCCGCGCCGCCCUCCGGCGCCAGCUACUGGUCCGGCAACCUCUCCCGGCACGUCGCCUCCGAGGCCGGCGCCGCCGGGCUCACCACCGAGCACGUCGUCGUCAUCGCCACCCUCUCGACGGCGGUCCCGGCCUUCGUCCUGGUGGCCGCGGUCGCGGUCAUGUGUAUGAAGCGCCGCCAGAAGCGCGAGCAGGCCAAGGCGGACGAGGAGGCGCGACUGCAGAACGAGCGGAAUGCCGUGCACAGUAGUCUCGGGAAACGCGGCGCCCUGGGCGCGCUGGGCGGCCUGGGCGGGCUGGGCGGACUGGCCGCCCUGGGCGGCUCCGCCGCCGCCCCCGGCGGUCCCGGCGGCGCCGGCCCCGCCGGCCCCGGCGACCCCCACAUGAUCAAGAACACCUGGGCGGCCAACAAGAGCGUCAACAACGCGCCCGCCAGAGACGACCUGGACUGCUCCUUCUCCUCGGGCGACGCCCUCGACGCCGGUGGCGGCGGCGGCGGCUACAAGCCCGAGCCCGUCGUUCAGGACGGCAGACCGCGCGCCACGAAACAGCUCAACACCGACGCCGCCGCCCACAGGGCGUCGCAUCUCUACCAGAAGGAGAAGGACUGCGGCCUCGGGGUCGGCGUCGGGAUCGGGAUCGGCAUCAGCGUCGGCGUCGGCGUCCUCGACGCCAAGCGGUCGUCCGUCUUCGCCGGCGGCGACUCGUGUUGCGGGGAGGCGGCCCUCCUGAAGAGGCCCGCCAUCGCCGAGGGCCCCGGCAGCGGCCCCGGCGCCGAGAGCGGGUGCGGCGUCUACGUCAUAGACGACCACUACAGACACGACGCCUCGCUCGCCGCGACGCUCGCCACGGAGGUCUAGGGACUACGGUAUACAGAUAGAGAUGAUAUAUAUGUGUACGCGUAUGCAGCUGUGCGUACGUGCCGUAUGUGUGCGCGCGUGGGUGUAUAUAUAUACGUGAGCGCGGACGAGGUCGGCGGCGACGGGGAGGGUCCCGCCGAGGCGCGCCGCGCGGAGGCCCUUGGAGACGUCCUCGCAGCGCGGCGGCCCUCGCCGGGCCCUACCCCCACCCUCCCCCCACCUAGCUGUAUUAAUAUUCUAUGCCGUGCUCGAAGCAUCUUGUACAGAACUAAUUUAUUAUUAUUGUUAUUUACUCCUACCUAGGAUUGCUAUUAUUAAUAUUAUUAUUAAUAUUACCACGCUAUGUCGCAUUAUCAUUGUUCCAUUAAUUUGCCGAUUGUGUAACCGACUCCGAGCGUGGACGAGCAAGAGGGAGUGAGUGUCCGAGUGCGCGCGCGUGUGUGUAUGCGUAUCCGUUCGUAUGUGUGCGGGGGUGGACCCGCGUGGGUGCGCGUCCGGCGAGCGCCGUCGUCUCGGCGCGUGCGACGCCUCGACGUCCCCGACGCCGGUUUCGCAACGGCGAGGACCAACGGAGAGGCGGCCGCGCGCGCCGGUCCUCGAGGAGGCGGCGAGAGUGAAGGGAGAUCGAGAGAGACGGGGCGACCGGCGCUCAAGGUGGAGCGAGAGAGACCGCGCGAUCGCUCGAGGGGCCGCGAGGGAGAGCGAGAGAGACAAGCGGAGUACUUUCGCGCCCGAGGACCGAGGAUCUCGCCGAGGUGUGCGGGUGGAGGUACUCCGCCUUGGCACCGGGGCAAAAGUGACGAUCCUAACCUAAUCGUCCCAAUUAUUCCAAUCACCCGACAAACCGUCGUCUAACCCCCGCACUCCUCGGACCGUCGUAUCUCCGUCGUCGGGCCCGAGUCUCGUCCUCUCGUUCUCCAUCCGGAAGGACGGAGAAUCGAAACUCCGGUCUCGUCUGUCCGUCCUUCCCGAGGCGUCCCACCCUCGGUCUCCCAUUUCACGGAGAGACGUCCUCUCCGUCGGCUUGCGAGCCAGGCAUCGAGCGAAGCGAAGGGUGACGGAGGGCGCCGUCUCCACGGCGCGCGUUCUCGGGAGCGGCGUCGUCGUCGCCGCCGUGCCGUUUUAGGUUCACAAUGCGAUGUUUCUUUUUCCCCCCCUUCCUCGUGACCGGCCCUUCUUACCCCGCGUUUCGUCGGCGACGCGACGCCCUCCGUCCCGGCGGGCCCGCGGUCGUGCGCGCGCAGCCCCGUCUGACGAAGUUCGCUUUCUUUUUUUACGCGGAAGGGUCCCCGCUCGACGGACCAGCCUUCACCGGUAGACGCGCGGGGGCUCCGCGCGUGUCGUCCGCUCGACGGGCCCGGCGCCACCCCCCUCCUCUAUGUUAAGUAAUUAUUUAUUUGUGAUGAUAGAGACGAUGAUUACGAUGGUGAUGACGACGAAACGAGGCGACGACGAGUAGUGGUAGUGGUGACGAUCCCGACGCGUGCGCGCAUGCGCGCACGCCGCUCCGGCGCCGCCAUGAUGCGAUAUAAUAUAUGACGAACAAAGAUUCGAUGAUGUUCCUGUUAAAUAGUUAUUAAAGCACACAAAACAUAUUACCAACUAAGUCAGGCUUGGGUCUCGUUCGCGGCGGCCGACGUCCUCGGGGAUUCGGAAGGACGCGCCCUCCCGAGGGCCCCUAAUUAUUUCCUACCCCCCGAGGACCUUCCCCCUCCUCGAUCCUAGGUACCCCGAGAGAGUACGUACGUACGAACGAUUAUAUUAUAUGAAUACAAUGUGUAAUAAAGCUGUUGUCAUUUUUUGUACUUACAUUCUUUGAACGACUUCGAGUGCGCGUCGCUCGCUGCCGCCGACGACGUUCCUCGGUCCCCUUCCCCGACCCCCCGACCCCCUCCUGGGGCACCGGGGGGCCCUGUAAAGGCUCCGGCACGCUUCCCUCUGUAUAAAGUCGAGACCUGUAUAUUUUGUAGCACGUAGGACUUGUACAAUCGUCGAGAGCCCCCGAGCCUAGUGAUUACUUCGAUUGCGACUUACUUUUAGUGAUUUACCGCUCUCCGCUACUCUCUCUAUUAUCAUUACCGUGUAAAUAGAUAUGGAUUGUCAGUGAAGCGGCGACGUCGCGAGGACGACGAGUGAACGAUGAUUAAUAAUGAUACCUUCGAAGAUAA
This is a messenger RNA of Orussus abietinus, 4827 nucleotides long. RefSeq names its product neurogenic locus protein delta (gene Delta). Gene Ontology annotation, biological process: cell communication; multicellular organism development; Notch signaling pathway. Bases 68 to 2659 code for a protein of 863 amino acids. Gene Ontology annotation, molecular function: calcium ion binding. Gene Ontology annotation, cellular component: membrane. The transcript is spliced from 6 exons. NCBI's taxonomy places the organism in Eukaryota, Metazoa, Arthropoda, Insecta, Hymenoptera, Orussidae. The record is from RefSeq and is a predicted model, not a curated record.